This is a messenger RNA of Closterium sp. Naga37s-1, 2262 nucleotides long. Lineage: Eukaryota; Viridiplantae; Streptophyta; Zygnematophyceae; Desmidiales; Closteriaceae. The record is from the annotation of a GenBank genome assembly.
AUGUUUCGGUCGCGGAAACCGUCGCUGCUGCGACCCAAUGCGACGAAUCGGCUGGAAUGCGCGACAACUCGCGAUUCGUCGCCAGUUUUCCCGCAGAAUGUCGGUGCAGGGCCGAAAAGGGUUUCCCGUGUUUCCACGCAGACCGUUUGGGCGAUUUCCAGCGUCCUCCGCCUGGCGCCCUCCGCCGACGCGACGCGCGGAGGAAAGGGGGACGACUGUGGGCGGAGCGGAGAAGCGCAGAGGCGCAAAAGCGGGCAGGCGGAGCAGCGGCGGGGGGAGGGGGGAGCCCGGGCGGAAGACGAGGGGAGUUUGACUGACGAGGAGGAGGAGGAGGGGCAUCGGCGGAGGGUGCGUCUGGGGAAGGAGCGGCGGUUGGGGCAGCCGUGGAACUUGGGGAUUUCCACCGCCGGCCAGCGCGCGUUCCGCCGGCUGCUGCUCGGCGCGGACGGGGAGCGGGGGAAAGCGGAACGGGUGCUCGGCGCAUCUGCGGGAGCAGAGGCGGAGAGGCAGCAGGGGAGGGCAGGGAACUUCGGGAGAGUGGAUCGGUGGUCGCGACGUGCGCAGGGGCGGGCGGGCGAUGGGCGCGCGGAUGGUCCGGAAUGCGGAAAGGACGGGGAAGAGCUGGGGAAAGGGGAAGGGGAAUCUUCGGGGGAGAUAUCGGCGAGUGAUAUUAUGGCGAUACUGAAGGGGUUGGGAAACAAGGGGCGGUGGCGGGAUGCGGUUGCGGUGUUUCACUGGGCGCGCGGGUGCGGAAAGAUCGGCGGAAGCUGCGCGGAGGGGGAAGAGGCUUGGCGGGAGCGCGGGAAUCCGAUGGUGUCGCUGGUGCUGCGCAUACUGAGCCGAUGCGACCGCCCGAAUGAGGCGGACGAUUUGUUCCGCGCGCUCGUGGCGGAUGGGUGCGCGCUCGACGUCUACGCCUAUACGGCCAUGAUGAGCGCGCUUUCGCGCGCGGGGCGCUUCAACGACGCGAUCGCGCUCUUCCACUCGAUGCGCGCCGAUGCGGGCGUGGCGCCCUCUAUAGUCACAUUCAAUGUCGUUCUCGCCGCGUACGCGCGCAAGCGCGGGUGUUUUCAUCACAUGGCGUCGCUGCUGCAGGAGAUCCGGACCGUUGGAUUGACGCCCGAUGAGUAUACAUAUAACACGAUGAUCUCGGCGUGUGCUGAUGCGAUUGCGAAUGAGGAUUUCGGGGAUGUGCCUUGGCUGAAACCGACACGUGUCACGUACAACGCGCUGCUGGACGUGUACGGGAAGGCAGGCCACGUGGCACUCGCCCAUUCGGUGCUGGAAUCCAUGCUGGAGGCGGGCGUGCGGCCGAAUCUGGUGACUUAUAACGAGAUGAUCAGCGCGUGCGCGCGCAAGGGGCUGUGGCGGGAGGCGCGCGGGAUUGUGGAGUCCAUGCUGCUCGGGGGGGAGGCGGAGGCGGAGGGGAAGGCGGAGGGUGGGGGGAAGGCGGAGGAGAAAGGGGAAGGGGAGGCGGUGGGGGGAGCGGAGGCGAAGGGGAAAGGUAAACGAGAGGGUAAAGCGAUGGUUGAGGCGGUUAAGAUAGAAGGAGGAUUGGCAGUGGGGGAAGGAGUGGCGGGAGAGGUGGUGGAAGGGAGGGGAGAAGGGGUGAAUAGUGUAGGUCAGAGGGGGAACAAGGAGGGGGAGGAGGGAGGGGUCGAGAGAGCAGGAGUGUUGGUUGGGAAAUCAGAGCAAGAAGCUUCGAGGAAGAGGGAAAGUAAGGAGGAUCUUAUUCUCCCGCCCAAACCGGAUGUUUUUUCCUACACUGCCCUGAUAGCAGCGUACGGGAAGGGCGGGCAGGUUGAAAAAGUGAGGGAAACUUACGAGAUUAUGCAGCAGCAGGGCUGUUUCCCAAACCUUUUCACCUUCAACAUUCUCCUGGAUAUUUACGGGAAAAACAAGCUCUUUGCUGACGUGGCAUGGGUCAUGGAUGAGCUGGCAGCGAGCGGGAUCAAGCCCGACGUGGUGACCAAGGUGGGAAGAGCGGAGGCUGCGAGUCGCUACGUGGCAGAGUGUGAGGCAGCUGCUCUUUCCCUCUCCCCUGCGGCACUGAACGCCUUUUCUUUGAUUCUCAUUCACUCCCAAUAUGACAAGGUGGGAAGAGUGGAGGCAGCGAGUCGCUAUGUGGCAGAGUGUGAGGCAGCUGCCCUCUCCCUCUCCCCCGCCGGACUGAACGCCUUUGCUGCGGGCUGCCUGGCUGCUGGGCGGCCCACUGAUGCCGUUAGGGCGAUGGAGGCAGCAGAGAGACGCGCUGGCAGGUGA